Messenger RNA from Protopolystoma xenopodis, 666 nucleotides. The record is from the annotation of a GenBank genome assembly. NCBI's taxonomy places the organism in Eukaryota, Metazoa, Platyhelminthes, Monogenea, Polystomatidea, Polystomatidae.
UACCAAGACCCAUAUCAGUCUCGCCUUACUGCUUCGGAAUUGGCUGCCCUUGAGCUCGUUGAUUCAUCGGACAGCUUGAUGCCUGUAUGCACAAUCACUGAUCGCGGCAUGUCAGUCGCCUUUCGCCUGUGUCCUCGACUUACCAGCCUCACGGUGCGCCACGCACCUUAUCUAGUCUCUCUUCGCCGAUGGCAACCAUCGCCAUCGACACCAGCUUCAAUGCCCCCAGUCAUAAUGGUGGCGCCACUAUCGCCAUCAUCAGGUGCAGCCCGAGUUCCAGAAAACAGCAUUCGACACUCACCUAUUCGUGACGCACCGGAACCCAGUGCCUCGGCAUCCCCACAGCCUUCUGCAUCCUCAUUAGAAGCUUCGUCUGGUCCCUCAUCUGUUUGCAGGUCUUCUCAAGCCCUGUUUGCAAUACAGCAACCUUUGUCUUCUAUAGACUCGGCUGCUGCAGAUCCUGUAGCAAGUGGGGCUGUUUCCAUACCACUCGGCAAUUCUUUGAGCGUUGCAAAUAAUGGUGCCCAAAUACGGGGUUUUCAAUCUCCUGCUCUUAUUGCCGCUGGAGAAACUGGCUUCUUGCCAUUACGUUCACUCACAUUAGAAAACUGUCCUGGUAUUCAAAUCGAGGCUCUAAUUCUGGAGGCCCUGGCAGCAAAUACUUAA